AUGGCGGAGGGUCCGGGAGACGAACUUCUGCAGACCCAAACAGCAAAAAACAGCCCGACAGCCGCAGAGUUGACUGACCCAGGAGGGUCUACACGUGAGGGAAAUGGCUACAUGCCAAUGGCUUCGAUCGUAAACAAUGGCUAUACGCCAAUGGCUUCUCUCGUAGACACUGGCUACACUCCUAUGUCACCUAUCGUAGACAACGGCUAUACUCCGAUGGCUUCCCUCCAAAAGGCUUCUGAGGUGCCACCGCCUCUUCCCCCGAAAAAGAACCGUCGUCGUCAGGGAGGACCGUCUCUUCCCUCCGGAGACACUCCGAGAGAACCGCCGCGUCUCUCUGGAGAAACUUCGGGGGGUCCGCCGCGUCCUUCCGGAGAAACUCCGUCGCGAUUUCUCCUCCCCAAACGGAGAAACGCCAAGAGGGCCGGUGUCUACUGGAUGCGGGAGGAAGACAUCGUCAACCUGCCGCUGAACCCGAUGUACAACGCGGAUCUAGAUCUGCCAGGACCCGACGGAAGUGACCAUGGCCAACAAACAACUCCGAAAGAGGUCGGUGGGCCAUCCCAAGCUGGAGGUCCGGAUGAUGGGAGGAGGCAAGGGGACCAGGCGGCGUCUGGUCCAGCCACACACGUGUAUGAAGAUGGAGACGCGUUCGGGAUGCGUCUCGGACCACCUCUGAAGGGAGAUCCUCGCAGCGCCCCACCUGUCCCCUCCACCCCGAGGCCAGGACGAACCACCGAUGGGGCCCAACCUGUGGCGGCCGCCACACACGUGUAUGAGGAUGGAGAAUCGUUCGGGAUGCGUCUCGGGCCAGCUCUGAACCGAGACGCGCCUGCUGUCCCCUCCACCCCGAGGCCAGGAAGACCGACCGGCGGGACCAAACAAGUGCCGGGCGGGCCAAAUCCGCUAUCAAACCCGCAGGACGUCAUCAACCAGCUGCGACCAAACCCGAUGUACAACUCCAACCAGGCCCCACAAGCUCCAGGCUCAGCCAAAGAAAGUAGCACCAUUUGUGGACGGCUACGUCGUCGCCUGUCACGACGACCACUGCUGUACACUGUCAUGUCUCUGUCACUGACGUUCGUUACCACGGUUUCAUUGGCGAUCGUGGUACCUGUACUCCUGACGCACUUCAACCGCCAUCCUGGGAUCCAUGGCUCUCCGGCUACAACCAUAGCAGGACCCAAAACUACUGACAGUGCUGCCUGGCAAAGUUCUGCUGUACUGAUAGGGACUGACAAGGUGACAUCUGCUGACGUCAUCAAGGUGAUUCCAGUCCAUGGGCGUGGUCCCUCCUUGGCCCCUUUGCAGCCGACUACAAUCACGGCAGAACCCAAAACUACAGACAGCGGUGCCUGGAAAUGUUCUGCUGUACUGAUGGGGACUGGCAAGGUGACAUCUGCUGACGUCAUCAAGGUGAGUCCGGUCCAUGGGCGUGGUCCCUCACCCGGCAUCACUGCGGAGAUGGAAGCAGCAGGACCUGCACCAAUCAACUUGCCGGGUUCCACGGGCACUGGAGGUUCGGGAUAA
This is a messenger RNA of Branchiostoma floridae (Florida lancelet), 1530 nucleotides long. Its product is annotated as protein transport protein SEC31-like. The record is from RefSeq and is a predicted model, not a curated record. NCBI's taxonomy places the organism in Eukaryota, Metazoa, Chordata, Leptocardii, Amphioxiformes, Branchiostomatidae. The transcript has 6 exons. The coding region runs from base 1 to 1530 and encodes 509 amino acids.